UCAGCUGAUUAAUUAUCGUCUGCUGCGAACUCAAAGCAUCACUGAACCUGCAGGAUUUCCAGAAACAGGUAAAGCGGCUGCGGCGCCAUGGCUCAGCUGGAACAAUGGGUCAACGACCGUCUGCACGACAUCCUGGGUCUGAGCGACCGCUACGUCUCCCAGUUCAUGAUCGGCAUCGCUCGCAAAGCGUCCAGCCCAGAGGACCUGGUGAGCCGCCUGGAGCAGACGGGGACCAUAGACAUUGACCAGAGUGUCACCGCCUUCGCCAAGGAGCUGUUUGAGAAGAUUCCUCGCCAGCAGGUGGUGGAGAAGCCGUCUAAAGCGGUGGAGCGGAUGGCCAUAGAGAUGGAGAGGAAGAAUCGGACAUACACGCUGCUGGAGGACAGCGACAGCGGAGAAGAGGAGGCCAGGGACAGACCGGCGGGGAAGAAGAAGAAGAGCAAGGAGGAGAAGAGAGGAAGCAAGAGGAAGAACAUCAGACAGAAGAAAGGAAGCGAGUCGAGCGACGAUGAAACUGAGAGGAGGGGCCUUUCUGUCCAAGACGAACGCCGAUCCAUGAAGGAGGAGGAGGAGGAGGAGGAGGAGUGGGAGAAGGAGGAGAGGGAGCGGCAGCAGGACAUAAAGGCCAGAGACGAAUUCGCUCAGAGAGUGAGGGAGAAGGACAAGGAGAAGACCCGGAACAUCGCCGAGCGGACGGAUAAGAAGGCUUAUGAAGAAGCUCAGAAACGGCUGAAGAUGGCUGAAGAUGACCAGAAGAACAUGGUCCCGGAGCUGAGAAAGCGUUCCCGCUGGGAAUACCUGAAGAAGAGAGAGGCAGAGAAGCUGGAGGACCUGGAGGCGGAGAUCCUGGAUGAGGAGUACCUGUUCUCCACAGAGGAGCUGACAGAGAAGGAAAGGAAAGACCUGGAGUACAAGCGGACGCUCCGAGAUCUGGCCAAGGAUUACAAGAAGGCCGGAGCCAAGGAGCAGGAGGAGAGGAAGAACAGGUACUACAUGCCGGAGGAGAAGAGGAGCAAGGAGGUUCCUCAGAGGGAGCUGGAGCUGGAGGAAACCCCCAUGGAGCUGGGAGGAGAACAGGGCCGCUGGGAGGAGGAGAGGCUGAAGACGGCCUCCCUCAGCUUCGGAGCCAAGAAGGAGCGAGAGCUGGGUCUGAAGGAGGAGCAGGAGAGGUACCAGCUGAUCCUGGAGGAGGAGGAGAUGAUCGACUUCGUCAGCACAGCCAUCACCAUGAAGGGAACGCGCUCCGACAAGGAGGAGGAGCAGCAGGCGCUGUCUCAGGCCGAGCUGAAGAAGCGCUCCAUGCAGGAGGUCCGCCGCAGCCUGCCCAUCUUCCCCUACAGAGACGACCUGCUGGCUGCCAUCCAUGAGCACCAGAUCCUGGUCAUCGAGGGCGAGACUGGCUCAGGGAAGACCACCCAGAUCCCUCAGUACCUCCUGGAAGACGGCUACACCAAAGGAGGGAUGAAGAUCGGCUGCACUCAGCCUCGCAGGGUGGCCGCCAUGUCUGUGGCGGCCCGGGUGGCAGAGGAGAUGAGCGUGAAGCUUGGCAACGAGGUGGGGUACAGCAUUCGCUUUGAGGACUGCACCUCUGAGCGGACCGUCCUGAAGUACAUGACGGACGGGAUGCUGCUGAGAGAGUUCCUGACAGAACCGGACCUGGCCUCCUACAGUGUGAUCAUCAUAGACGAAGCCCACGAGCGAACGCUCCACACAGACAUCCUGUUCGGCCUCAUCAAAGACAUCGCCAGGUUCCGACCCGACCUGAAGGUUCUGGUAGCGAGCGCCACGUUGGACACGGAGCGCUUUUCCUGCUUCUUCGAUGACGCCCCUGUUUUCAGGAUCCCUGGCAGGAGGUUCCCCGUCGACAUCUUCUACACUAAAGCUCCAGAGGCGGACUACCUGGAUGCAUGUGUGGUUUCAGUGCUGCAGAUCCACGUCACUCAGCCUCCAGGAGACGUUCUGGUCUUCCUCACCGGACAGGAGGAGAUCGAGGCGUGCUGCGAGAUGCUGCAGGAGAGGUGCAGGCGGCUGGGGUCCAAGAUCGCCGAGCUGGUCGUCCUCCCCAUCUACGCCAACCUGCCGUCAGACAUGCAGGCCAAGAUCUUCAGCCCGACUCCCCCUGGAGCCCGGAAGGUGGUGGUGGCCACCAACAUCGCAGAAACCUCGCUGACCAUCGACGGCAUCAUCUACGUCAUCGACCCCGGCUUCUGCAAGCAGAAGAGCUACAACGCCCGCACCGGCAUGGAGUCGCUGAUCGUCACGCCCUGCUCACGGGCCUCAGCCAAUCAGAGAGCGGGACGAGCAGGCAGAGUGGCUGCUGGGAAAUGUUUCCGCCUCUACACGGCCUGGGCCUUCAAGCACGAGAUGGAGGAGACCACUGUUCCCGAGAUCCAGAGGACCAACCUGGGGAAUGUGGUGCUGCUGCUGAAGAGCUUAGCUGCCACUAUGAGGAUAGAUGUUCUUAGGCUCCUUGUUUGGGGUCGGCCGGGGGGCAUGUUCCUCCAGCUGGCAGGAGGAGGGAGGAGUUUCUUAAGGGCUCCAUGGUUGGGGCGACGGAUGGCUGAGCUGCCGGUGGACCCCAUGCUGAGUAAAAUGAUCCUGGCCUCUGAGCAGUAUAAAUGCUCAGAGGAGGUGCUGACCAUCGCCGCCAUGCUGUCCGUCAACAACUCCAUUUUCUACCGACCCAAAGACAAGGUGGUGCACGCCGACAACGCCCGGAUGAACUUCGUGGUACCGGGGGGGGACCACCUGGUUCUGCUCAACGUCUACACGCAGUGGGUGGAGAGCGGCUUUUCCACGCAGUGGUGCUACGAGAACUUCAUCCAGUUCCGCUCCAUGAGGAGAGCGCGGGAUGUCCGGGACCAGCUGGAGGGGCUGAUGGAGCGCAUCGAGGUGGAGGUGGUCAGCUGCGACGGGGACAACGUCCCCAUCCGGAAGGCGGUGACGGCCGGGUAUUUCUACCACACGGCGCGGCUCAGCAAAGGCGGCUAUAAGACGGUGAAGCACCAGCAGACGGUGUACGUCCACCCAAACAGCUCGCUGUUCGAGGAGCAGCCGCGCUGGCUCAUCUACCACGAGCUGGUCUUCACCACCAAGGAGUUCAUGAGACAGGUGAUUGAGAUCGACAGCGGCUGGCUGCUGGAGGUGGCGCCGCACUACUACAAGAACAAGGAGCUGGAGGACAGCAGCAGCAAGAAGAUGCCCCGAAAACAGGGCAAGACCAGGGAGGAGCUGGGCUGAGGACGGACCGGGCCCAGGACGGACCGGGCCCAGGACGGACCGGGC
This is a messenger RNA of Cyprinodon tularosa, 3285 nucleotides long. RefSeq names its product DEAH (Asp-Glu-Ala-His) box polypeptide 16 (gene dhx16). The coding region runs from base 88 to 3240 and encodes 1050 amino acids. The transcript has 21 exons. Gene Ontology annotation, cellular component: catalytic step 2 spliceosome; intracellular anatomical structure. The record is from RefSeq and is a predicted model, not a curated record. Gene Ontology annotation, molecular function: ATP binding; RNA binding. NCBI's taxonomy places the organism in Eukaryota, Metazoa, Chordata, Actinopteri, Cyprinodontiformes, Cyprinodontidae.